Messenger RNA from Coprinopsis cinerea okayama7#130, 1074 nucleotides. RefSeq lists its product as hypothetical. NCBI's taxonomy places the organism in Eukaryota, Fungi, Basidiomycota, Agaricomycetes, Agaricales, Psathyrellaceae. The transcript has 6 exons. The coding region runs from base 1 to 1074 and encodes 357 amino acids. The record is from RefSeq and is a predicted model, not a curated record.
AUGUCACCCGUCCAAAUGACCGACGCAGCGCCGACUUCAACAGAACCUCCAACCAAGAAGGACGUUCCGUACACUCCCAACAGCGUCGCUACCUCCCUCCAAUGUUUUGAGAUGCCGAGGGCUGGUAUCGCUAUCACCGAGGAAGCCUUCCCUGUCUUCCCUUCCGGGUUCUGGAAAACGGACAGAGAAAUCAGGCUGUAUCCAGGCGACAGCUCGUGUGGAAUGCUGGCCGUUCCUAUCACUGCAUCCCCUGGUAUAUGGCGAUGGGUAGGUGGAACUCAUAACUCCAAGAUCCCCUUCCCAUUUUCCCUCUGCUGGAUCCUUGGUUGGGACAUGGCUGAACGCCGCGGGUUUCCUCUUGAUGAAAUCGACCGCCUGGUCCGCGACCUGGUGGAGCGCCGCUGGGCAAGACUCUGGCCGCCCCAACAAGGAAUCCACGAAUCUGUGCUCAACGCUCUACAACGUCGAUACUUGUCCGACGCGGCCUUUUACGUGCAGCAAGCCAUCGAAAACAACUCGCUCAAACUCUUCAUCGUCGACGUCGUGCUCCGCUUCUACAACACUUGGACGAUCUCGUGGAAGCCUCUCUGGGCCGUUAGAUCACAGAUAGAUUCGGACCUGGCGGUAAUCGUCAGUUGGUUGCACAACGCUUACACCUCGGCGAAAUGGGUGGACCCUGAGGUAUCCUGGAAUAUGAUGGUUGCUUGUUCGUGGGCGAACUGGCACGCAUUAAUGCUUCCUUUGCGCGCCCGGUUGGAGGCCAUCCGCGACAGGUUGGAUGAACAUGCAGUUGGAAACGCGCUAUUGGGCGUCCCUGAUGAGGAGGAGUCCUCUGACAGCGAAGGGGGACCGGGGACCGCAACCGACGAGGCGGACGAAGACUCGGACGACGAAGACGAUGGCUCCAUGGACGAGGAUGAUGAUCAGGAUGAGACUACGAGCGAACUGGCGGCAUACGACAACAGAUCCUUGGAGGGUAUGCCGGGUUACGGUGUGUUGCCAUCCAUGACAGAGGAGACCCGCCGGGAAAUCAUCGAAUACGCCCGACGCGUCAACAACCUUUCCUAUCCGUAG